UCACGCUAAAACGCGAACUGGAUAAAUACAAACAAUUUGGCUGUCCAACGUAAUUUAAAUUUUAACUUUUAUCAGCUACAAAACUGAAUAUCGAAAAUCCUGCAAAAAUGAACAUAAAUCUACCGAAUUUCAACGUUAAGAAUCUGGUGAAGGAGGCGGGCAGUACGAUAUCGCGAGUGGUGCAGCUCACCGAGGAAAAACUUGGCACCACAGAGCGCACCGAGUACGACGUGCACUUUCAGAAUCUCGCCGAGCGGGCGGAUGUGACCAAGACAUGGACGGAGAAGAUAGUGCGCGACACCGAAUCGGUACUGAUACCCAAUCCCCAGAAUCGGGUCGAGGACUUUAUCUUCGAGAAGAUCGAGAAGUCAAAGCCGAAGCGAUUGAGCAAUCUGGAACACCUGGCACUUGACAUGAUUGAGGCUGGCGGGGACUUCGGUCAGGAUUUGCCCUACGGCCAGGCGCUCAUCAAAGUCGGUCAGGCGGAGCAGAAGCUUGGACAGUGUGAGCACGACUUCAUAGCCACCUCAGGUAUUUGCUUCACACAGCCGCUGCGAAAGUUCCUCGAUGGCGAGAUGAAGACCAUCGGCAAGGAGCGUGGCAUCCUGGAGACCAAGCGUCUAGAUUUGGACGCCUGCAAGAACCGGGUGAAGAAGGCCCGCAGCAUGCUCGGUCAGCAAUCGAAAGAUGGCAUCUCGCCAGAGGCCGUUUUCGAACAGGCGGAGCGAGAUCUGCGGGUAGCCCAGGCCGAGUUCGACCGGCAGUCGGAGAUCACCAAGCUACUGCUGGACGGGAUCAGCACCUCCCAAGCCUCGCACUUGCGCCACUUGCACGCAUUCGUCCAGACGCAGGUGCGCUACUACAAGCAGUGCGGCGAUGUCAUGGAACAGCUCCAACGGGAGCUGGCCAACUUGGGAGGCCCCACACCAUACAUUCCACUCGACCUGAGCGAGGCCAGUGCCAGCAAGUCCAGCUCCGCGGUCGGAGCCGCUGCCCGCGGUACUGGAAACAAUCACUCCGCGAACGCGGUCACUUCCGGCCACAAGCCCAGUCAACCCAUGCACGUCAGCACGGAUCAGAUGCAGCGAGCACGCGUGCUUUGCUCCUACGAUGCCAAGGAUCACACUGAGCUAAAUUUAAAUGCAAACGAGGUGAUUUUUGUGGUUGAAUGCUCGCCCGUUAAUGAGGAUUACAUGUACGGCAAACAGGGUCUGAUGAAAGGACUUGUGCCACGGGCGUUUGUCGAAAUGCUCGACGAAGAGCACGACGUCACCCUUUAAGUCCAUCAAGUUCAGCAAUACUCAAUCAAUCAAUAAUCUCAGCAAGAAGAAUACUCCAAGUAAUGGUACAGCAAUACUCAUAUGUUUAGAAAGAAGGAAAGGCAAUUGGACAAUUAUAAGAUGCGGCCAAACUGGCAUUUGGCACUAGCAAGAGAGUACAAUAAUUUAUUAGAAUAUACAAACAUAAACAUAUACAAGGCAUAUACAUAUAUGGGCGUGUUAUUAAAUAAUGAUCGUAGUUUAGGCCUCGUUAUUCCUUAAGCCUUGAUCCUUGCCCAAACAGCUACGCUACUCACUUGCACAGAACACGCGCAUAGCUGAAAUUAAAAACAUAUACAUUUUAUGCUGCCUAAAUAACCUUCAGGAUAUAUUUAAAAAUUCACGAAAUUUUCAACUUAAUAAUUGUUAAUACUUAUUACAUAUCCAUGGAGAAAGUGUUUGAUUAAGCCUCUCAACAAAGUAUUAUAUUUGUGUUAUGUUUGUCUUUAUCUUAGUUAACAGGCAAAAAUCUUUGUGCUUUACUAUAAAUCCUAUAAUUAUAAAUUUUAAAGAGAUUGUUACUCCUAUUAUCUAUAUAUAUUCAGCGAAGGCGUUUCCAGUAUAAGCUAUUUAUUAUCAAAAGUAUUUACUCCUGCUGCAAUUAUUAUGUUAGUAAAUUUUUUCGUGCAAUUUUCAAAAGUCAAUUAAAAUAAUGUUGCUUGUUAGAUUUAAGGCAAAACCCAAAAACACCAAGGCAAAUUUACAGACAAAAAUUAAAAACGUACAAUAUUAAAAUUACCAAGUAAACAACGAUGAUUUUUAGGUUUUCAGAAAAAAAAACCGUUGUAAUAUGAAAAGCGGCUUGAAGCGGAUUUUUAAAACACAAACUAUAUUGAAUAAAUACAAAUAUAUGAUCGAAUUGAAAAAAUAA
This is a messenger RNA of Drosophila ficusphila, 2190 nucleotides long. It is a transcript of the gene EndoB, whose product is annotated as endophilin-B1. NCBI's taxonomy places the organism in Eukaryota, Metazoa, Arthropoda, Insecta, Diptera, Drosophilidae. The transcript has 6 exons. Gene Ontology annotation, cellular component: membrane; cytoplasm. Gene Ontology annotation, biological process: membrane organization. The record is from RefSeq and is a predicted model, not a curated record. Bases 108 to 1280 code for a protein of 390 amino acids. Gene Ontology annotation, molecular function: protein binding.